GCGUGUGUGCGCUUCACACAGGUUCGCAGCGUGUGUCGGUGAUACAUGUAUACCCGCUUCCAUCUCUCCUCUCGGCGCUCCGUCGUUUCUGCCUGCCAUUGUCGACCUUGACACGCCCGACCUACAUUCGGAGCGGCUGCAUAUACGGAGCGUCGGUGGAAACAGACUACAGUCCAGUUGUGCCGUGGUUGUAGUUAGCUGCUGCUGCCGCUGCUUACCUGCUGAGAUGCUUGGACUGACGGAGUAUGCCGUACUGGCAGUCGUGCUGGCAGUGGUCGCCAUAGUCUAUCUGUACCUGGGUGGAAAGAAACAUCGACCGACAGUACCGGGUCUGAAGGCCUCCUGUGAGAAGGAAGGAAACCUGACGGACGUCACUCAGGCGGGCAGCCUACACCAGUUCUUACAGAAGCUACACUGGUCUCAUGGCCCCAUCGCAUCGUUCUGGUGGGGCACUCAGCAAACAGUCAGCAUUGCCUCCCCGGAGCUGUUCAAGGAGCAUCAGCAUGUGUUCGAUAGACCAGCACUUCUCUUCAAAAUGUUCGAGCCACUGAUUGGCAGCAAAUGCAUGCAGUUUGCCAACGGAGAGGACGGUAGACACAGGCGUGCUGUAUACGACCAGUACUUUACCGCCGAUGCUGUUGACACAUACUUUGACACCUUACACCAGGUAUAACCAAGAGUAGAUAAUAACAC
Messenger RNA from Priapulus caudatus, 693 nucleotides. Its product is annotated as cytochrome P450 20A1-like. NCBI's taxonomy places the organism in Eukaryota, Metazoa, Priapulida, Priapulimorpha, Priapulimorphida, Priapulidae. The transcript has 4 exons. The coding region runs from base 227 to 673 and encodes 148 amino acids. Gene Ontology annotation, cellular component: membrane. The record is from RefSeq and is a predicted model, not a curated record. Gene Ontology annotation, molecular function: monooxygenase activity; heme binding; iron ion binding.